Physella acuta is the source of this 2507-nucleotide messenger RNA. Its product is annotated as protein disulfide-isomerase A5. Gene Ontology annotation, biological process: protein folding. Gene Ontology annotation, molecular function: protein disulfide isomerase activity. Gene Ontology annotation, cellular component: endoplasmic reticulum. Lineage: Eukaryota; Metazoa; Mollusca; Gastropoda; Physidae. The record is from RefSeq and is a predicted model, not a curated record.
AGAAAGCUACAGCAAAGGUUAUGCACCUGUUUGAGGAGGUCGCAGAAGAAAUGAAAGGAAAAGCAACUCUUGCUUAUAUUAACUGCAGUGAUGACAAAAAAAUGUGUAAACAGCUUAAAGUCUCGCCAGUGGAGUAUGAGCUUCGCCAUUACAAAGAUGGUGAAUUCAACAAAGACUAUGAUAGGAAACUAGCUGUGAAGUCCAUGGUCAACUUUUUACUUGAUCCAACAGGAGAUUUGCCUUGGGAGGAAGACCCAACAGCUGUAGAUGUUGUGCAUAUAUCUUCAGAAGAAAGUUUCACCAAGUUAUUAAAAAAAGAGAAAACUCCAUUAUUAGUUAUGUUUUACGCACCUUGGUGUGGGUUUUGCAAGAGAUUAAAACCUGACUUUGCUGCAGCUGCUACAGAGAUGAGGUCUCAAGCUACUUUGGUUGGCAUAGAUGUUGACAAACCACCGAUGAUGCCUUUAAGGAUGCAGUACAACAUCACAGGCUUCCCCACCUUGUAUUAUUUUGUUAAAGGCCAGGUCAAGUUCAAAUAUGGAGGUGAAAACAAUAAAGCUGGUAUCAUAUCCUGGCUACAAAAUCCCCAAGAACCUAAAGAGAAAGAAAAAGAGGCUGAGUGGUCAGAUGAGCCGAGUGAAGUGGUACACUUGACGGAUGAGAGCUUUUCAGACUUUGUCAAGCAGAACCCAUCGGUGUUGGUCAUGUUUUAUGCUCCAUGGUGUGGCCAUUGCAAACAUAUGAAACCUGGAUAUACAGAGGCUGCUCAGUAUUUGAAGGAUGAAGGGAUCACUGGUGUGUUAGCUGCAGUAGAUGCAACAAAAGAAAAGAAACUGGCUCAAGAAAAUAAUGUCAAAGGCUUCCCCACUGUGCGCUACUUUAGGAAUGGUGAAUUUGCAUUUGAGGUGAAUGAAAGAGACAAAGACAAAAUUAUUGAUUUUAUGAAAGACCCUAAGGAGCCUCCCCCUCCUCCCCCACCUGAAUCAAAAUGGGAGGAGAUUGAGAGCGAGGUGGUUCAUCUAACAGACGACACAUUUAAAAACUUCCUCAAGAAAAAGAAACACUGCCUGAUUAUGUUUUAUGCCCCAUGGUGUGGUCACUGUAAGAAAGCCAAGCCAGAGUUUAUGGCAGCAGCUGAGAAAUUCAAAGAUGACCCAAAGGUGGCUUUCGCAGCAGUUGAUUGUACAGUUCAAACUGGUACAUGCAGCACUCAUGAUGUGAAAGGAUAUCCAACAUUCAAGUACUUCAACUACGGCAAAAACUCUCAGAAGUACAUGGGAGGAAGAGAGGAAAAUGAUUUCAUCACAUUCAUGAGGGACCCGCAGAACCCAGCCCCCACCCCUCCCGCUCCGACCGCUGAGUCCCUUGAAGACCAGUGGAAGCCGUUUUCUGGGUAUCAGAGUCUGGUUUUUCUGAGUGCUGAGAAUUUUGAUUCUGUCCUAGCUAGCAAUGUUCAAGUACUGGUUAUGUUUUAUGCUCCAUGGUGUGGACACUGCAAGAAGAUGAAACCAGAUUUUGCUGAAGCUGCUGCUACUGUACAGGAGCUAGGGCUUGGUGCUCUUGGAGUGGUUGAUGCCACAGUGGAAAAAGAAUUGGCAGACAAAUAUAAUAUACGAGGGUUUCCUACAUUAAAAUUCUUCUCAGAAGGUGAAGAAACAGAGUACAAGAGUGGCAGAACAAAAGAGGAUCUGGUACAGUUUAUGAUAGACUCUUUGUACGGAGACGAAGCAGCAGAAAUGUCUAAAGCGUCAAAGAAAGAUGAAGAAAAGCCCAUCCCCUUCAUCAAAUCCCGAUCUGUUAAAAUGCUUGGCAGAAAAGAUUUCCAAAACUUCAUUGUUUUAAAACAAAAACUUAUUUCCCUUGACACAGGAGAAAAGGCAGCAGCUCUAGUCAUGUUCUAUAACCCUGAUUGCAAAUACUGUCAGAGCGCCAAACCUCAUUUCCUCAAGGCAGCUAAAACAACCACUGUGAAAAACCGCUUCUAUGCAGCAGUUGAUUGUUCGAAGGAAGAAGCAUUAUGUGAGAUGGAGAACAUCAAGGUGUUCCCCUCCUUCAAGCUGUACGUGGGUGGCAAGUACCUGAACAAGUACGACGAGGCUCCGAACUACGUGUCUAUGAGGAACUUUUUGGAAAGGGUCCCCACUGAUUUUGACUUGGACUCCAAACAAGUCCCCCACAACACACAGCAUGGACACAAGAAGCGUGAAGAUUUGUAAACUCUGGCUCAGCUGUAGGAUCAAUGUUUGUUUGAAAGCUUGGUUUGUUCAUUCGAAAUUUAUUCUAGAUCUUGUUUUCAAUAGCUUCAUUUAUACAUAUAUAUGAUGGUCUGUCUAGAAUGUAAUUUUUUAACAGUUAUAACAUUUGAUCCUGAAAGUAUGACUAUUUUUUUUUAGGAAUCUUUGUUUUUUAAAAGUCCCAUAUCAGUUAUAUCAUCUGAGCAGAUUGUGUGAUAUCAUCAUAAUAAAAAUUAUUUUAUUAAAUAAAUUGCUUUUUUUUUUUACAUUAAU